AUGCGUCUGCAAACCGCUGCGGAUGAAAUCCGCUGCAAAACCUUCCCCAUGUUUCUAAAGGGGAAGGCCCGGUUCUGGUUCCAGGGUCUGGCACCGGGAUCCAUCCGGAGUUUCCCCGAGCUGGCCAGACAGUUCGCCGCCCAGUUCGUCUCCUCGAAGACUUACUCGAAAAACGCGGCUCACCUGAUGGCAAUCAAGCAGAAGCCGGACGAGUCCCUGAGGAAUUUCAUGACCCGCUUCAAUACGGAGAGCUUGCAGAUCAGGGACAAGGACGAAAAGGUGGUCAUGGCCGCCUUUAUGAACGGGCUCAGGGCGGAAGAGCUCUACUGCAAGCUCGUCGAGAAGCCUCCUGGAGGCCUAGAGGAGUUCUUGACCAGGACGCACGCCGCCGCAAUUGCGGAGGAGGAUGCUCGCCUGAAGAGAGAGUCAGAUCGGGAGAUCGGAGAUCGGAGAGAACGGGGAAACCCCCCCGAGAACAAGGACGGCCCGGCCAAGAAGAAUGUUUUCGAUCGGCUCUCAAGAGAGAAAGCCCCCGCGCAACCGCCGCCUCCGGAAAAAGGCUACACCCCCCUAACUCGGCCCAGAGCUCAGAUUCUGGCCGUUAUGGAGGCGGAGGGCCUAGGGGAAUGGCCACCUAAGAUGGGGACACCCCGGAACAAGAAAAACCAGGACCGAUACUGUGCCUUCCACCGUGACGUUGGGCAUGAUACGGAGGGGUGCUGGGCCCUGCGAAAGGAGAUUGAAGAUCUUAUCCAGCGCGGCUUCCUGGGGCGUUUCGUGCGGCAAGGUCGGCCAGGCCAGGAGUCAGGACGCACCUACCGAGGAGACAGGGGCGAAGGCCAACGUCGCGACCGCCUUGAGCGGCAAGACGCUCCUCGGGGCAACUCCCCCGACCAGGACACUCAGAACUUAGCAGGGGUAAUAAACACCAUUGCUUGGGGCCCCAUGGGGGGGACAGCCAAACAGCUCUGA
Coffea arabica (coffee) is the source of this 972-nucleotide messenger RNA. RefSeq lists its product as uncharacterized. The record is from RefSeq and is a predicted model, not a curated record. Lineage: Eukaryota; Viridiplantae; Streptophyta; Magnoliopsida; Gentianales; Rubiaceae.